Messenger RNA from Glycine soja, 2023 nucleotides. Its product is annotated as laccase-7-like. Gene Ontology annotation, biological process: lignin catabolic process. Lineage: Eukaryota; Viridiplantae; Streptophyta; Magnoliopsida; Fabales; Fabaceae. The record is from RefSeq and is a predicted model, not a curated record. Gene Ontology annotation, molecular function: copper ion binding; hydroquinone:oxygen oxidoreductase activity. The coding region runs from base 62 to 1783 and encodes 573 amino acids. Gene Ontology annotation, cellular component: apoplast. The transcript is spliced from 6 exons.
AUCCAAGUAAACUUAUUCAUAGCAAUAGUCUUAUCCUAUCAUUUAGUUUCCCCGCCUAAACAUGAAGCUAUUCUCGUUUUCUCUAGCAUGUGUUUUUGUUUUUGCCCUUCUAGCUUCUUCCCUGGCUUCAGCAGCUAUCGUGGAACACAUUUUCAAAGUUCAAAACACGACUAUCAAACGUUUUUGCAAGGAGCAAGUGAUUGUGACAGUUAAUGGACUUUUCCCAGGGCCAACGAUAAAUGUCCACGAAGGUGGCACUGUAAUUGUCCAUGUAUUGAACGAGGGACCGUAUGAUAUCACUCUUCAUUGGCAUGGAGUGUUACAGCUCUUUAGUCCUUGGGCAGACGGUCCUGAAUAUAUAACUCAAUGUACAAUUAGACCCAGAAGUAAAUACACAUAUAAAUUCAACGUGACACAACAAGAAGGAACAGUAUGGUGGCAUGCUCAUGCAUCAUAUUUACGAGCAACAGUUCAUGGUGCUUUCAUCAUUAAGCCUCGUUCAGGCCGAUUUCCAUUUCCUAAACCGUACAAGCAAAUUCCUCUUAUAUUAGGAGAUUUGUAUAAUUCUAGAGUUGAGGAUAUUACUACUGAAGCACAGGCCAGUGGCGGAGGACCAAACAUAUCUUACGCCUUUACAAUCAAUGGUUUGACUAGCGGCCAUCUCAUGAAUUGUACUGAAAAUGAGACAUUUAAGAUGAAAGUUAAGCAAGGGAAGAUCUACAUGCUCCGAAUGAUCAACGCUGCACUCAAUUACGACCUAUUCUUCAAGAUAGCGAACCACAAUUUCACAGUUGUUGCCGUCGAUGCCUCCUACACCGACCACUACGUCUCCGACCUCAUCGUCAUUGCCCCUGGCCAGAGUGUUGACGUGUUAUUCACAGCGAAUCAACCCACUGGCUCGUACUACAUGGUUGCAUCUCCUUACGUUGUUGGUCUCGAAGACUUCGACGCCAACGUAGCUCGCGGCACGGUCAUUUACGAAAAUGCCCCGCCAUCGUCAAAGCCCAUAAUGCCAGUUCUACCCCCCUUCAACGACACGGACACGGCUUAUACUAAAUUCUACAAUGUCAUAACUAGCAAAGUGAGGGCCCCACACUGGGUUCCUGUGCCACGUAAGGUGGAUGAGCACAUGUUCAUUACCAUUGGGUUCAACCUAGAAUUGUGUGAUUCCAAGAAUCCCAACAACGCCACGUGUAAGGGUCCAAAUGGUCACAGAUUUUCUGCCAGCAUGAACAAUGAGUCAUUUUCUGUUCCCGCGGGUGUGAAGCUUUCUUUGUUGGAAGCAUUCUAUAAAAACAAGAGCAGUGUUUACACUAGGGAUUUCCCUGACAAGCCUCCGGUUAUGUUUGACUUCACGAAUCUGAACGACGCUAACAAUACGAACCUUCUAUUUGCGCCAAAAUCAACCAGGGCGAAGAAGCUCAGGUUCAAUUCAACGGUGGAGGUUGUGUUUCAGAAUACAGCACUUCUUGGGGGCCAAAACCACCCCAUGCACAUUCAUGGGUAUAGCUUCCAUGUUUUGGCUCAAGGGUUCGGGAAUUUCAACAGGAAGGAUAGGGCUAAGUUUAAUUUGGUGAAUCCGCAAUUACGCAACACUGUUGGUGUGCCUAUGGGAGGAUGGACUGUCAUCAGGUUCCAAGCAAACAAUCCAGGGGUUUGGCUUGUGCAUUGCCAUAUGGAAGACCAUGUUCCGUGGGGACUAGCCAUGAUUUUUGAGGUUGAGAACGGACCAACUCCUUCAACUUCAGUCCCUCCACCACCAGCUGAUCUUCCUAAAUGUUAACCAGGUUGCAGAGUGCAGUACUACUUAUGAUCAGAAAUCAACACCAUUUGUCGCGUGCAUUUUCUUCUACAUGUGUCAUAAGUAUAUCUAGUGGUAUCUAAUGUUACCAAAAAAUGACAUCAUAUUGCCAGCAAAAAAUAAUUUCUAGUAGAAAUGUUUAGGAAUUUCAAAGUGAAAUGUUGUAACCGAUCGACCUUGGAAGUCAAUAAUAUAAAUUGGAGUUUAUUGUUUUUAUGUGUA